Molecule: messenger RNA, 809 nt
Organism: Megalobrama amblycephala (Wuchang bream)
Lineage: Eukaryota; Metazoa; Chordata; Actinopteri; Cypriniformes; Xenocyprididae
Product: D-galactoside-specific lectin-like
Exons: 6
Coding region: 60-512 (150 amino acids)
Molecular function (GO): carbohydrate binding
Source: RefSeq, a predicted model, not a curated record
UCCGCAUCGGUUAUCUACAGUAAACAAAUGAUAAUGUGUCUGUGUCUGCUAUAAAAACCAUGCUCCCAUGUUCCUCCUCAAGAGAUUUCCUGAGUUUCCCUUUGGUUCACACCUUCAACAUGCUGACGCUAAAGCUAAGCGGGAUCCUUUUGCUGCUGAUCCUGUGCCAACAUGGUUUACCCUCUGCAGGACUAGAAGCAUUUGUGAUCUGUGAAGGAGAAAGUUGGACCCUCAGAUGUAGUCAGGGAUCAAUAAGGGUUGUUGAUGCCACCUACGGACGGAGCAAUAGCAAAACAUGUUCUGAGGGGCUUCCACCUUCCUCGACCUCAAAUACGAACUGCAGAGCACCAGUCACCCAUAUAGUUUCAUUUCGGUGCGAUGGACAAACGAGUUGUGUUGUUCCUGCAUCAAACUCACUUUUCCCUGAUCCUUGUCCUGGAACUCAUAAAUACCUGGUUGCGACUUAUGAAUGUGAGACACGAAGUGCAUCGCAAAACCAUCUUGUCAACUAAGUGCUUCAAACCCUGAUCCAUGUCAGCUGUCAAUAUCUGGAAGUGACUUACAGCUGUAAAUAAUAUUAUUUGUGCAGCCAUAUUUUAUGUUUUGUGUGUUAUAUAUGAAAAUGAUCGCUAUCAUAGAUGUUAGAUGCUGCUUUAUAAUAUUGUUUUUGGUCUAUCCAGUCACUCCUCAGCGAAACAAUACAUUGAAAUAUGGGGUUCACAAUGAAAUAAAAAUUUCAUAACAAACCUAAUUUUACAACUUCCAUGUUUAUUUUGGAAAGCUUUAAUAAUUAUGUAUCAACAAAUGUG